Messenger RNA from Impatiens glandulifera, 1946 nucleotides. RefSeq names its product probable 2,3-bisphosphoglycerate-independent phosphoglycerate mutase. Lineage: Eukaryota; Viridiplantae; Streptophyta; Magnoliopsida; Ericales; Balsaminaceae. Bases 276 to 1751 code for a protein of 491 amino acids. The record is from RefSeq and is a predicted model, not a curated record. The transcript has 6 exons. Gene Ontology annotation, molecular function: metal ion binding.
AGAGAGACUCACAGCACAGGUCACACAACACAGCCUUCUUUCUUCUCAAUCAAAGUUUCUUCUCCGUCAGUCAGUCCGUGUCGCUUCUCAACUACGAGCGAGCGAGAGAAAGACGCUAAGAGAGAGAACGGAUCCUGAAGUGUUUGGCUGAUCCGAUCAUCUACUCAUACCACCGGCGAUAUCACUCGCUCUUAGCGUCACCAGUUGAAGAACAUUGGUGUUUUCCCCACAACAAUAACUGUUGAUUGAAGAAAUUAGAAAAGAAAACUAGCAUCAUGGUGAGUUCUGAAUCCAAAAGAAGAGUGGCAUUUGUUUUGAUUGACGGACUGGGUGAUGUUUCCUUACCAAUGCUCGGCUUUAAGACACCCCUUCAAGUUGCAAAAACUCCCAAUUUGGAUGCCAUUGCUUCUGCUGGAGUUAAUGGUUUGAUGGACCCUGUUGAAGUAGGCCUUGCUUGUGGAAGUGAUACUGCUCAUCUUUCUUUGCUCGGUUAUGAUCCUCGAGUUUAUUACAAAGGCCGAGGUGCAUUUGAAUCGAUGGGUGCUGGAUUAGCCAUGUCUCCAGGAGAUAUCGCUUUCAAGUCAAACUUUGCCACCCUAGAUGAAAAUACUGGAAUAGUUAUCAGUAGGAGGGCUGAUCGUCACUUUGAAGAGGAAGGCCCUAUUUUCUGUGCGGCUUUGGAUGGAAUGAAACUGCCGUCAUUCCCCGAGUAUGAAGUUAGAGUGAGGUAUGCCACAGAACACAGAUGCGGAGUUGUUGUUAAAGGUCCGAAGCUAAGUGGAAACAUAUCUGGGACAGAUCCACUCAAAGAUAAUCGCUUACUCCUGCAAGUUGAAGCCCUAGAUGAUACCGACGAAGCAAAGCAUACAGCAACCGUCGUCAAUGAGUUAUCCAGAGAGAUAUCUAGAAUCUUGAUUUCUCAUCCACUGAAUGCAAAACGGGCAGCAGAGGGGAAGACUAUCGCCAAUGUUGUUCUCUUAAGGGGGUGUGGUAUUAGAAUUCAGGUUCCUUCUUUUGAAAAGAAACACGGACUUUGGCCAUGUAUGGUUGCUCCAACAAAGAUCAUUGCUGGCCUAGGCUUAUCUCUUGGCAUAGACAUUCUAGAGGCUCCUGGAGCAACAGGUGAUUAUAGGACACUACUAACUUCAAAGGCAACCGCCAUUGCGAACGCACUUUCGGCUCCUCUUCAAACUUGCCCUUGCGUAUUUGUACCUGGGAAAGAUGAGUAUAACGCAGGCAGACCUGACGGUUACGAUUUUGGGUUUCUUCAUAUUAAGGCCAUAGACGACGCAGGUCAUGACAAAGCAAGCUUAUUCAAGGUUAAAGGAUUGGAGGCGGUUGAUCGGGCUAUAGGACAACUGGCAAAGCUCCUUUGGCAGGCUGAAAAGUGUGGUGGCUUUCAAUACUCCCUUUGCAUAACGGGAGAUCACUCGACCCCGGUUGAGUAUGGUGACCAUAGCUUUGAACCGGUCCCAUUUACACUCUGCCAUUUAAAGGACUUUGUGGGAGCAUUGGGUGGGGAGACUGCAAUUAUGGAGACUUCACUGGAUCCAUUCCCUCUUCCAACUGUUAAAGCUGGAGAUGGUUUUGAGGUAGAGGAUGAAGUGGAUAGAAGCGAAAAGGUUAAAGCUUAUGCUGGAGAUUCAGUAUUUGAGUUUGAUGAGUUAUCCGCGGCUAGAGGGUGCCUUGGCCGCUUUCCUGGUGGUGAGAUGAUGGGAACUAUAAGGGCAUUCCUUGAGCUUAGGCCAUGACUGACUGACCCUUCCUUCAUAUGUAUGUUCUCUUUUGGUGCUCCUUUCCUUAGAUCAAACUAUGUAAUAAGAGUCUGACUGUUGUUUUGGUUUGGGUUGAUCUAAGUUAGAGUUAUAAUAAAAUAAAACAACAGGAGGCGGGCUGUUGUGCCAUAAUCCUAGGACAAAAGGGAAACAUAUUUGUUUCUCUUGUAA